Messenger RNA from Oncorhynchus mykiss (rainbow trout), 5631 nucleotides. RefSeq names its product teashirt homolog 1. NCBI's taxonomy places the organism in Eukaryota, Metazoa, Chordata, Actinopteri, Salmoniformes, Salmonidae. Gene Ontology annotation, biological process: regulation of transcription by RNA polymerase II. The record is from RefSeq and is a predicted model, not a curated record. Gene Ontology annotation, molecular function: DNA binding; DNA-binding transcription factor activity, RNA polymerase II-specific. Gene Ontology annotation, cellular component: nucleus.
UGAGCCUGUCUGAUCAGUCGCGCAUCCCCCCAAUGUGCGAUACAUAUUUCUCACUGCGGAGACGAGACCCCCGCUUCGCCAUCUGGAGUAAAACAUAAGCAAUAGGUCCACACUCGUAUCCUUUCGUGGAGUAGCUGUUGGCGUUUCGCUUGUUUAUGAAAAGUCUUUGGAGCAGUAAUACAUCAACUGUCCACAUGAAAGCCGAAAGGACAUCAUUUUUGUGAGUAUCGUCGGAAUAGGCUAUCCGAAUCGAGCUCUGGGUGUUUCGGUCGCUUGAAGAGAGACAGAAAGUAGCUUAUUGGCGGCAUAGCCACGGCAGAAAGCUCAAACGGCUAUCAUGACUGACUGACUGACUGACACGGACUGAUUGACAUAACCCUCUAAUGUCCAUAUCCCAGCUCUCUCUCCCAUUUUGUGUCGACUUGCAGAGAUUGAACAACCGAACAGCACCUGUGCAGAAACAGUUUGGAACGUUAUCCAUCGCCGUGGAAGUUUGUGAUACAUUGAAAGACUUCUUUGUUACUUUCUACGCGAAAAUCGGUUAUAAAGUGUCGUUCUAGGGGUGGAAUCCUUUUUUUUGUCAUGGAAGCACGGCGGGAUUGAAGAGGCUUUGGCUGCUGUCCACGUUCUCCACGGUUAUACUGAAACCUAAACGGAGGUCUUGCUAUUUUUGAUCAUCAUGCAAUGAGUUAUUACUGUUUCUACUCAAAACAUCCAUAGAGAAACAUAUUUUUGUUUAGAGAUAUGCUAUUGGGUUCUUGACAUUUGCCAAACAAUUGCGGAAAGAUUAAUUAGGUUUUUAUGAAAAAAAUAAUACUUUCACCGACGCUCAGACUUCCUUUGCCAGUCAAAGAACGGGAAUCGACAUUUCUAUUCCGAUUCUAUUGAAGAGAAGGACAAAACGACGAGAUAUUUGCUUUGAUUUCGUUGCACUGGUUUCCUCUUGGGUCGUCUUUUAUUUUGGUCUCUGCAUGAAAAGUCAAGCGGAAAGUCUACCAGCAGCAUGCCGAGGAGAAAGCAGCAAGCGCCAAGGCGGUCCGUAGCUUACGGGGACGAGGAGGAAUUUAAGGCUGAUGACAAGAUCGAUGAGGAGCACCUGCAGGACGACGGCCUCUCCUUAGACGGCCAUGACGGCGAGUACCUCUGCAAUGAGGAUGACGACGCCGGGGACCGAUUCAGCUUCCAGAACUCCCCGCUCAGCAAUGGGACCAACCCGGACGCCGGCUAUGCCUCUCCGCUAAGUGAUACGAGCGACCAGCUUAUUGACUUCCAGAGUACUCCCUCCAAGGACGGACUUGAUAAGGAGGAGGAGGAGGAGGCAGUCAGAGGAGAAGUAGAACACCUGAAGGUCCCCAACGGCCUGUCUCUGCAGGACAGCCUGGCGCAGAUGAAAGCCGUCUAUGCUAACCUGAUCUCUGAAGCCUCUUGGUCCAGCAUCACCAUGGACAUGCUGAGAAGUAACAGCAACAAGGUCAGCAGUGUGAUCAGCAACAGCAAUGGAAGCAGCCACAAGGGGAGCAACGUUAUCCUUAACAGUCAUGCUAACAGCCUUGUGAACAAUAAUAACCACACCAACAGCAACAGCAGCAGUGGCACCUCUGCCCCUGCCAACACUACCAGCAACACUAGUGCUACAAGCACCGCUAAUACUACCAACACUGGCAGCACCGGUGGAGUGGCCUACGACUGGCACCAAGCUGCUUUGGCCAAAACUCUUCAGCAUACACCAUACAAUCUCCUCCCCGAGCCAAGCCUCUUCAGCACUGUGCAGCUGUACCGGCAGAACAACAAGCUCUACGGCCCGGUGUUCACCGGUGCCAGCAAGUUCCGAUGCAAGGAUUGCAGUGGAGCCUAUGACACACUGGUGGGGCUCACGGUGCACAUGAGUGAGUCGGGCCACUACCGUGAUGACAACAAAGACAAGGAGGAGGAGCGGGGAAAGAGGUGGUCUAAGCCCCGUAAGCGCUCCCUCAUGGAGAUGGAAGGCAAGGAGGACGCUCAAAAGGUGCUCAAGUGCAUGUACUGCGGACACUCCUUUGAAUCCCUGCAGGACCUGAGCGUCCACAUGAUCAAAACAAAACACUACCAGAAAGUGCCUCUAAAAGAACCCAUGUCAGCCCUCGUCUCAAAGCUGGUGCCCCCUACCAGAAAAAGAGCAUUUCAGGACUUGGUGUCCCCAUGCUCACCAGAGUCUGUCCACAACACACCUGGUGUACACCUGGGAGAGACCUCAAAAGACCAGAAAGUGGUUAACCCCUAUGUCACAGCAAAUAACCGCUACGGCUACCAAAAUGGCGCCAGUUACACCUGGCAGUUUGAGGCACGUAAGGCCCAGAUCCUCAAAUGCAUGGAGUGCGGGAGUUCCCACGACACCCUGCAACAACUGACAGCCCACAUGAUGGUCACAGGACACUUUCUGAAAGUGACCAACUCGGCAUCCAAAAAGGGGAAGCAGUUGGUGUUUGACCCCGUGGUUGAGGAAAAUAUACAGUCCAUUCCUCUCCCUCCGACCUCUACACGACUCCCGGUGUCCAAUGUGAAGUCACAGCCUGAUUCUCCUCCCUUGCACUCCUCCUCCACUGAAGAGAAAGGGGAGGAGCAUGAGGAGAACAUGGAGAUGAGUGAACCAGAGAAGAAGAUCAAAGAGGAGAAAGAGGAUCCAACUGAGAAAUGCGAGAAACCUGGCAAGGGUGGACAUUACAAGUAUCUCACAGAGGAAGACCUGGAGGAGACUCCCAAAGGAGGUCUGGAUAUCCUGAAGUCCUUAGAGUUCACUGUGUCAAGUGCAAUCAGCAAGGCCCAGACUGGCACACCCACUUGGGGUGGUGCUGGCUACCCUAGCAUCCACGCUGCCUACCAGCUCCAUGGGUCUUUGAAGUCCUCCAUGCAGAGUGUCCAGGUGGUUCAACCCUUGUUCAGCACUAGCAGCUUGAAGAUGAUGUCCUCUGACUCCAGCAAUCUGAUCCACUCUCCGAGCAGCCCUUCCCCACCUCCAAGCCACAAGAACAAUGUGUUGGCCAUGGAAGAGCUGGUGGAAAAAGUCACAGGGAAGGUCACUGUGAAGAAGGAGAAGGAGGAUAAGACUUCCGAAAAUAAAUUCAAAGCGAGAUCUGCCAAGUCACCCUCUCCACUGUCCAAGGAGAGGAGGGGCUCACCCAAGGUGGAUAGCCUCAACAAGCCAGUGAAAAACAUUGCCGUAGAGGAUCAGAGUGAGCCUAGAAGCAGAGAGGGAGAGGCAAAAGACAACAAAGCUAAUUUGUCAACGAAGAACGGAACAGACGUGCCAAAAACGGCAGUUGGAAACAGCUGUAACAGCUUGGGAAUCAUCACUGAUCACUCACCGGAGCAGCCUUUUGUCAACCCCCUCAGUGCGUUGCAGUCCAUCAUGAACAAUCACUUGGGAAAGGCCUCAAAGACGGCCACCCCCUAUCUAGACCCUCUGUCGAAGCUGUACAAGAUCACUAACAACAUGCUGGAGAAGCCCAUGAACAUCUCCACUCAGGUCAAACCGGUUCAGUCAAUCAAUCCAUUCUAUGACAACAAUGACCAGCCCAUGGACUUGACGAAAUCCAAAGUCACUAACGGACUAACUGCGAACAGCACCUUCACUACACUAAACAGCACUCCCAACUGUAAUACCAAUAACAGCAACAGCACCUUCACUACACUAAACAGCACUCCCAACUGUAAUACCAAUAACAGCAACAGACCUAUCCUCUCAAGCUUGUCUGAAUCUCUGUCGUCCCAAAAUGCUUUGAUGGACAUCUCCGACAUGGUCAAGAACCUGACUGGCCGUCUGACGCCCAAAUCCUCCACUCCGUCCUCCAUCUCUGAGAAAUCUGAUGCGGACAACAGCGCCUUCGAGGAUGGCUUGGAGGAGCUCUCUGCAGUCCAGAAAAGGAAAGGCCGGCAGUCCAACUGGAAUCCUCAGCACCUCCUCAUCCUUCAGGCCCAGUUUACCUCCUGUCUCCGGGAGACGUCUGACGGCAAGUUCGUCAUGACUGACCUAGGCCCCCAGGAGCGGGUCCACAUCUGCAAGUUCACCGGUCUCUCCUUGACCACUAUCUCCCAUUGGCUGGCCAACGUCAAGUACCAGCUGAGGCGGACAGGCGGGACAAAAUUCCUGAAGAACAUUGACUCGGGCCAGCCCCUGUUUCUAUGCAGUGACUGUGCCUCUCAGUUUAGGACUCCUUCCUCUUACAUAAAUCAUUUGGAGUCCCACUUAGGCUUUAGCAUGAAGGACCUCUCCAAGCUUUCAAUAGAUCACAUUAGGGAGCAGCAGGCAGUUACCAGAAUGAUAACAGAGAAGACUUUCAGUUCCCUGGGACUUACCGAGGAAGACUCGGGCUCUGUAUUUCAGUGCACGCUUUGCAAUCGGACCUUUGUCAGCAAGCACGCGGUCAAGCUUCACCUUAGCAAAACGCACGGCAAGUCGCCGGAGGACCACCUCGUCUUUGUCACUGAACUAGAAAAGUUUGAUAAAGCCUAGAUGGGGUGGACGAAGCUGAUGGCAUGACUGAUUACUGAACCGUUGCACUAUAUCUCAAUACUGCACUGCAUCUCAACUGAGACUUUGUGGAAUCAGUCCGAAGUAACUGCUGUCAUAGAACUGGGCCAUGUUCUGUUUUUGUUUUAGUUGUCUUUUUAUUUUUCAACACACAUUUAGCGGAUCGUUUCUAUGAUCUUUAGGAUCUUUUGUCUGUGCAUGUUUUUCAGUGAAUUAAGAUUAAACCAAUGUUUAAAAAAAUAAUAAUUGACGCAAACACACAAAUUCUGAAAAUAUAUGAUUGAUAGGAAGGUUUUUUUGUUGUUUUCAACUAAUCAUAUUGGAAAUACAUUUUAAGAGAAAAAGUAAGAAGGAUUUCUGCACUUGGGCUACUAUGAAGAGGUACACAUUAGGAUUGUUAAAAUAAACUCAAAUGGCACUGAUAUUUCAACGUUUAGAUUCUCACUCCUCCUGAUCACCUCAAAAUUGCAUAUGGGGUAGAACAUGUUAAAGGAUGAUAUGUAGGCCUAAUGACAAACUGCAGAAAGAACAGAAUACUCAUGAAUAUGUUCAGCUUUUCUCUGCAUAUCUGUUUCACUAAUCAAGUAUUAUUUAAUGGUGGUAUUGCCAUAUUUGCUUUGAUACCCGUUGUAGUUUUAUUAUUGUGUGCCGCUUCAGUUUCAACUUGUAAAUGAGGUUUUAAAACUGAUAAAUAUAUAAAUGAUCAGCAAGUAUGUGUAAAUGUAUGUAAUCAUAUCUUGCUAUUUGCAGGCGCUCAACAUUCUUUGUACUGUGUGCAUUUUUCUAUUGUCACUUUAUAGAAAAUAUGGAAAAAAUAAAUAACUAUGUACUGUAUAUAGGUAUAAAUAUAUACAGUAUAUAUAUAUAUAUAUAUACUGUAGAGCCAGAACAUUUCCUUUUUCAAUGAAAAGUAAGUCCUUCGUUGUGGUUUACAUGGUUAAAUAUAACUACACGGGCCCAUCUCUUCUGAUGCAUGGUACUGUAUGUUAAAAUAAACAUGCAAUGCACAAUAAAUUAUACAUUUCAAUGUUUUAUCAUUAAUACUGUUGAGAAUUCUAUCCUCUAAAUCAUGAAAGUAUUGUUUUUUUUUUUUUUGCAAUUGUAAAAUAAACUCUAAACCUGAA